GGUAUUUCUCCUAACAUUUUAGCCGUUGGAACUGUUAGCCGUUGCUAGCAUAUGUUGUUAAGCCGGCUCGUACUCAGAGAGCGUUAAGUUACAGUACACUGACGUUACAUCGUAUUUAUUUCAGUCCAUGCCUGGUUACCGGUUACCGGAGCGAGCCAACGGGACCAGGCCGAUAACGACCCGGCAGCCGGCAGCAGCGGCGGACAGGACGCGCCAAGCCAAAGGAGACGCGGUGUCUCCGGAGCUGAAUCCAGACAGGAGGGAUCCUGUUAAACAGGACCAAGUGUGGAAAGAGAUGGUGUGGAGUGAGAGGAGAGGAGUGCGGGAAUGGGAGAAGAACUGGAACUUCCUCAGGAACUAUGAUCAGAUGGGCCAGCUGAAGUCAGAGGAGCCUUUACCCAGCUACGUGUCGCUCUUCUCUGACCGCGUCCCCAACACCACCAACCAGAUGUUUGGCAGCAGACUGUCCACUCAGCUGGGGAGUGAUCUGGUCAGACUGGACAGGCUGUUACUCUGGUCUGGAGGCAAUCACAAGCGCAAGCUGGAUCCAGAGAUGCUGCCCUGCUAGACAGCUCUGAAGAUGAGCCACUUGUCAUCAAGACCUCUGCACAUCAGGGUUUUCUUUUUGGGAAUCUACAGACUGCAUUGUCUUUAUGUGGAGCUUCGAUGAUUAUAAGUUUGGCAUGGUGUGGCACUCAUCAUAGCUCAGCCUAAGUGAGUUUAGAUUCCAUGUUAUUUUUCUUUUUUGAUCAUUUCACUGGUGAUACAGACAUAUGAAGCCAUAUCAGUGAGGGAGUCAGGAUUAACAAGAGAACAAUGUUUUCUCUCAUACAUCUGCUAAUUCUUCAAAUAUUUGAUUAUUUCAUAUUGUACUUUAUGUCCAGAAAUGUAGUCUUUUGUUUGGGUACUUCUUAGCGGCAGAAAAGGUUACAUGCAAGAGUAGACUAUAGAGUUAAUGUAGAAGACGAUAAAGACAAGUGAGAAGAGAAGACACCAGCAGAUCAGAUUCAUGUCAUCCGAGCUCCGUCAGGUGUUUAAUCAGAUACUUGAUAAUCUAACAAGAUACCUGAUCAAAUUUGGAUGAGAGAAAGGUUGUAUCACCACUUCAUUUCUUUGUGCACUCAAAUUGAGCUGCACAGACAAACAAAAAAACUUUAGCAUACAGUUUAAAAGCAGCUCCUUACUUACCCAUGCUGCAGGAAUAAGUCUAUAUCUUAUAUCUUAUUUUUGGUGUUAAAUUGGUUUAUUUUUUUAAAAUGAAAUGUUUAAAAUAGCUGUUACAUAUUGUCAAAUGUUUACCAGGACCUCUAAGCCAUUGUUCCACGGUGGAGGAAUUACAUCAAUUUAUUUUUGUGUGAUUUUCACAAUGAUGUAGCUUACACUUGUCUGCACUUUAUGUGAGCAGCAGCAUAUCUCAGGUUGUUGUAGCCUACUGUAGCAGCUCUAAAAGGCCAUUCUGUAUAUUGUUAAGUCAUCAUAAAUCACUGCCCCUUUGGUCUAAAUUUAAAUCAAAAUGUUGGUCCCCAGUUUAUUUGAGAAAUCUGUACA
Molecule: messenger RNA, 1548 nt
Organism: Epinephelus fuscoguttatus (brown-marbled grouper)
Lineage: Eukaryota; Metazoa; Chordata; Actinopteri; Perciformes; Serranidae
Gene: cimip5
Product: linkage group 14 C2orf50 homolog
Exons: 4
Coding region: 128-568 (146 amino acids)
Source: RefSeq, a predicted model, not a curated record